Molecule: messenger RNA, 2255 nt
Organism: Acinonyx jubatus (cheetah)
Lineage: Eukaryota; Metazoa; Chordata; Mammalia; Carnivora; Felidae
Gene: EID3
Product: EP300 interacting inhibitor of differentiation 3
Exons: 1
Coding region: 822-1979 (385 amino acids)
Biological process (GO): DNA repair
Cellular component (GO): Smc5-Smc6 complex; nucleus
Source: RefSeq, a predicted model, not a curated record
GCUUUGCUUACCUUUUAGGGUUCAGAUUUACUCUCCAUUCAGUCUGUGGUCUUUAGCUUUUGGCAAACUUUCAAAGAAACCUCUCUUUUGCAGAGACUGCACCCACUUUAUUCUUCCACCCUUGGGUGGUGGAGAACCAAAGGUCACUUGAGUAAUGCCUGACCUGCCACCACUUUAGCUCAUGCGCUAGCCGACACUCUCUUGCCUCUUGCCUCGCAACUGCCUCUGCCCUAGUUUGGAGGGGGUCUGGCUUUUGAGGGCCCGUGAAGGUAAUUAAUGCAAACAGCCACUUUGCAAGUGAACUCUGAGAGUUCGGCCUAUUUGUAGUGGAGGUUCAGCAACUCACAAUGCUUGGCUUUAUGGGCAGUUUACAACGCAGCCAGAUUCAGUUCUCAAAAAACCAAAACCCCAAGGACCCUGCCUUUUAAUCAGAGAAGAACGAAAAACAUAGGCUGACCUAACUGCAAGGUGACGGCAAAUGUUUUAAAGUGCAGGAGCUUUGACCCUCCCCUCCCCCAUUUUGCUAUGAUUGUGUAGGUGUUUCUUUGAAAGCCAGAGGACACUGUCAGUAAUUGCUAAAAUAAUAGCUAUCUGUUGAGCGGGUAUUAUCGUAGUGUGGACAGGGGCCCCAUUAUUGCGCACGUUCUGUGCUGUGCGGCAGGGAGCCGGUUGCUAACGCGGGUGCGUCUGGGCUCCGCGGGCCUGGGCCGCCGGGAACCGGAGCCACUGGGGGCGGGGCCUCGGGACCCCGCCAGUGCGCAUGGGCGACGUCUGCUCCUACGGACCCCCUUCAGUUUCCGCCAUGGUCGGAAACGUAGCGAAUGCAGUUAGCUGAGUGUCAGCUGAGCGCGCCGGUCGCCGGAAUGUCUGAUGAAAAAGGCUCCUUGAGGGGAGGCGUAGAGAAAGGAGAGGAGCCAGCGGGGACCAUCGCUGGUAGUGUGUUCUCUGUGAAGCGGGUGGAGGACGAGGAAGAACCGAUGAAGGUGGAAGUGGCGGUGGGGGCUGAUGGCUGCCCUGACGACCUCAGCUGCCAGGAGGCCGACAUAGACCCAUACCUCCUAGGGCUUGCGGAUGACGAGGAGAAAUGCCGGAAAAUCCGCAGGCAGUACCGACAGCUCAUCUAUAGUGUCCAGCAGAACCGUGAUGACAUAGUGAACAUGGCGAGCGACACGUUAACCGAGGCCCUUGAAGAAGCCAAUGUCCUGUUUGAUGGAGUGAGCCGAACCAGAGAAGCAGCACUCGAUGCCCAGUUUCUUGUUUUGGCUUCUGAUUUGGGUAAAGAGAAAGCAAAGCAACUGAACUGUGAUAUGAGCUUUUUUAAUCAAGUAGCAUUUUGUGACUUUCUGUUUAUAUUUGUGGGCCUGAACUGGAUGGAAGAUGAUGAACGUGAUGAAUUGAGUGGCUGUGAUGAUAAUAUAGCUCUUUCCUUCUGGGAGACAGUACAGAAGGAAGCAACAUCCUGGAUAGUGCAAGCUGAAACAUUCCACUUUAUUUUUGGUUCAUUCAAGUCUAAGCCUUCUGCACCAAAGCCCCGACUUGAACACCAGAAGAAAGCUCACAAAAUGGAAGAAAAUGGGGCUAUGCCUACAAAGCUGAGGAAGUUGGACCUGAGUAAUAAUCAAGAAGCAACAGAAAAAGAAGUAGAAAGAAUCUUGGGAUUGUUGCAAACUUACUUUCGAAAGUAUCCUGAUACUCCCGUGUCCUAUUUUGAGUUUGUGAUUGAUCCAAACUCUUUUUCUCGUACUGUGGAGAAUAUAUUUUAUGUUUCUUUCAUUAUAAGGGAUGGUUUUGCAAGAAUAAGGCUUGACCAAGACAGGCUGCCAAUAUUAGAGCCGAUUAAUAUUAACCAAGUGGGUGAGGGAAAUGAUCCCAGUUCUCAUGGCAGGAGACAAGGAGUUAUAUCUUUAAGUUUACAGGACUGGAAAAAUAUUGUGGCAACUUUUGAGAUUUCAGAGGCUAUGAUCACAAACUCAUACUAGGGACUUUUGUUCUUAGUAUAGGAUGUAUUUUGUGGCUUUUCCAAAGUAUCUCAAAAUUGAGAGUAAGAUCCAAGCAGAAGCACAUAGUGUAUUUCAUGUAAAGUGAAAAAGUAUUUUCAAAACAUCAGAAAUUGUUUUACUGUGCAAUGUAUUUUUUUUUUUUGGUAGUUUAUGAAGUUGUCAUGAUCUGUUAUUAAAAAAUAUUCAUUGGCAUGUUCACGGAAAGAUUUUUUUUGAAUGCCCAUUAAGACUUUACCAAUAAAAGUCAGUUCUGAA